Rhinopithecus roxellana (golden snub-nosed monkey) is the source of this 982-nucleotide messenger RNA. It is a transcript of the gene CMC4, whose product is annotated as C-X9-C motif containing 4. The record is from RefSeq and is a predicted model, not a curated record. Gene Ontology annotation, cellular component: mitochondrial intermembrane space. Lineage: Eukaryota; Metazoa; Chordata; Mammalia; Primates; Cercopithecidae. The transcript is spliced from 3 exons. The coding region runs from base 552 to 758 and encodes 68 amino acids.
UGGCCGUCGGGGCGGAGGGCGGUGGCCGGCCGCGGUCCGGGCGUCAGGCCGGGCGGCGGGGGCGGCAGGGAGGCGGCGCUCUGGGGCCGCAGGCGGACGUACUCUGUGAGCCGCGCCCGGGCGCCUGGGCAGGCGCCUCCCGAGUACCGGCGCCCAUUUUGCCCGCCCGCUAAGGAGACCCGUGCGCGGCCUACACGCUUGGGGGACAGCCCUUUAAGACGACAUCUCCGCGAACGCCGGCCUCUUGAGCCAGGGGGACGCUCUUUUGAAAGUCAGUCCCAAAACAGUUAAGGUUUUAUUUUAUUUUGUUUUAUUUCCAAGUCACAGCCCCCGAAUCUCGUACAACUCUCCCUGGACCACUUCCGGUUGCCGGCCCGCGCCUCAUAACUUCGGUUCGAGUGACCUCGGCCCGGGAUGCCCCUCGGCUCACCCCGGGCUCACGUCGCGAUCCUGGCUUGAGUGGCCCAGGGUGGGAGACCUGGAAGUUUUAGCCUAGCUGUUCUCAAGGCGGAUUAAUUAGCCCAAGAAACAUUAUAUUCAUUUUUCUGGAUAUGCCGCAGAAGGAUCCGUGCCAGAAGCAAGCCUGUGAGAUACAGAAAUGUUUACAAGCCAACAACUACAUGGAAUCAAAGUGUCAGGCUGUCAUCCAAGAACUGCGUAAGUGUUGUGCUCAGUAUCCCAAGGGAAGAUCUGUCGUCUGUUCAGGAUUUGAAAAAGAAGAGGAAGAAAACCUAACACUGAAGUCUGCAUCAAAGUAAAGUUUCUGCUGAAGUGCUGCUCCAUGUUUCCACCAAAUGAAUUUUUUUUAUCCUCCUGACUUUCUUCAGGUCAGGUAGCAGCAAAUAGCAAAUGAAAAAGUCAGUUAUAAAAGUUAAUGAAUAUGCCAUCUAUGCAGAACAGGCAGAAAUAUAAACACAUUAAAAGACAAAUAUGUAGAAUGUAAUAUACUGAGCUGCUAAAAUAAACCUGUUUAAGAGAAAAA